This is a messenger RNA of Suillus paluster, 979 nucleotides long. Its product is annotated as peptidase S24/S26A/S26B/S26C. Lineage: Eukaryota; Fungi; Basidiomycota; Agaricomycetes; Boletales; Suillaceae. The transcript has 4 exons. Gene Ontology annotation, cellular component: mitochondrial inner membrane peptidase complex; membrane. Gene Ontology annotation, molecular function: serine-type endopeptidase activity. The record is from RefSeq and is a predicted model, not a curated record. Gene Ontology annotation, biological process: mitochondrial respiratory chain complex assembly. Bases 305 to 847 code for a protein of 180 amino acids.
AUCGUGUCAGCAACUUCGUCAGUAAAGAAGUUUAGCAUUCAAUGCUUCGAGCUGGUCUUUGAAGCAAUAUGUCGCUAUUCCUGAAGUUUUUAAAGCUUCACAGGCCGCUAGCCUGCAAGACAGGUGCACAGUGCCAUGAACCCAGAAUGGAGUUUCAGGAGGGCAUGGGGUUUAAUCGGUAGGCCAUUGCGAUGGAUCUACUGGCUUCCUCUCGGCCUGGGCUUUACACAGUACUUCUACACACUGAAAACGAUCAGAGGAAGGAGCAUGCAGCCAACUUUAAAUCCGGAUACCUCAGGUUGGGAUGAUAUUGUUGUCUUCAACAGAUAUGCUAGUCCACUCUGGAGUGCCUAUUCGAAAAGGCGACAUCGUGGCACUUCGGGAUCCUCUAGAUAGUAGAAAAAUGAUCGUCAAGCGAGUCGUAGCUGUGGCAGGAGAUGUUAUCAAGACCCUGCCUCCAUAUCCUGACGCUGAAGUGUUUGUCCCUGAAGGUCAUAUUUGGGUGGAGGGUGAUGAACCUUUCCGUACUCUGGAUAGCAACAAAUUUGGCCCAGUGAGUCGCCAUGCUCCUAUAUUCAUUCAUGCUAAUGCUUCCAUUCAGGUCCCCCUUGCUCUUUUAGACUCAAAGUUGACGUACAUCAUCUGGCCCUUGGAUCGUGUAGGGCCUCUGCGUCCACCCGUCCCCCAAGUUCCCAAGAGAGGUGAUUCGCGAGAUUUUCGAUGGUAUAGCGACAUGGCAGCCUUCGAACGCGAGCAACGGAGGCAGUCAAGGGUAAAUGCACGCUCAACACAUCAUCUCAGCAGAACGCGGGAACCUCGUGACCUAGCUGGCUUUUGCGAGGUAUAACUACCAUUCAAACAACGUGCCUGUGACAGUCCUCGUGUUCGCUACAAUGCAUGAGUGCUCACUGGCAUCUCCUGGAGCGUUAACCUUUCCGACUAUUGUUUCGAUUAUAUCAGCCUGUGGUACCCUGCUGGC